Antrostomus carolinensis (chuck-will's-widow) is the source of this 3202-nucleotide messenger RNA. RefSeq names its product HEAT repeat-containing protein 5A-like. The record is from RefSeq and is a predicted model, not a curated record. Gene Ontology annotation, cellular component: membrane; endocytic vesicle; Golgi apparatus. The annotation marks the transcript as partial. Gene Ontology annotation, biological process: retrograde transport, endosome to Golgi; intracellular protein localization; endocytosis. The transcript has 16 exons. Lineage: Eukaryota; Metazoa; Chordata; Aves; Caprimulgiformes; Caprimulgidae.
GAAAUCUUGUUGGAUAAUUCUGUGUUGGUGAAUCUCUGUAGCUCGUAUUUAUUAUUGAGACGUGCAGUGGUAGCUUGCUUACGUCAGCUUGUGCAAAGAGAAGCUGCUGAGGUAUCAGAAUAUGCUGUUGCAUUAGUUAAAGAGAACAGAGAAGACUUUACUCCAGAUGUUAACAUCAGGGAAAUAGGCCUGGAGGGGGCAUUGCUGGGCUUGCUGGACAAAGAAUUGGAUCAAAGAUUGUGCCAAGAUAUCAAAGAGACUCUGACUCAUAUGCUGACUUCAAUGGCAGUUGAAAAGCUCUCUUUUUGGCUGAAGCUUUGUAAAGAUGUUCUUGCUGCCUCAGCUGAUUUCAAUACAGUAGCUUCAAUAGAUACCACUCAAGAAGAGGAAACUGCCAAAGUGGAUGAUGCAUCUGUUUUAACAUCUGACAGUGAUGAGAGGUCCCAUCCUUUCAGUAAUCCACGAUGGUCUACCAGAGUUUUUGCUGCAGAGUGCGUUUGUAAAAUUAUAAGCCAGUGUGAAAAUGCAGGCAGUGCACAUUUUGACAUAACUUUGGCUCAGGAAAGGAAGCAACGUGAUUCAAGAGAUGACUUUUUGGUAUUGCAUUUAGCUGACUUGAUUCGUAUGGCUUUUAUGGCUGCCACAGAUCACAGUGAUCAACUUCGUCUUUCUGGGCUUCAAACAUUGCUGAUCCUUGUUCGGAAGUUUGCAGCUGUUCCAGAACCAGAGUUUCCAGGUCAUGUAAUUCUGGAGCAGUAUCAAGCCAAUGUUGGAGCAGCACUUAGGCCGGCCUUUGCUUCUGAAACCCCUCCUGAUGUCACAGCAAAAGCAUGUCAGGUGUGCAGUGCCUGGAUAGCAAGUGGUGUAGUAAGUGAUCUUAAUGACCUUCGAAGGGUUCACCAGUUGCUUGUAUCUUCUUUGGUCAAAGUGCAGGCUGGGAAAGAAGCACAAAGUCAACAAUAUAAUGAAAGCACCUCAACUAUGGAGAUACUGGCUGUGCUUAAGGCUUGGGCAGAGGUUUACAUAGUUGCAGUUGAAAAGCAGAAAAAUCAAAGUGAUGCACACCAUCAUUGUUUAAAAAUUGCAAACUCUGCAGAAGAAAGCUACAGAGAUGUAACAUCUUCAGCCAGUGGACUUCUGGACUUAGUACAGGCAGAUCUUGGAACGCUGAGCAAGCUCUGGCUUGCUGCACUUCAGGAUUUUGCUCUCUUAACUUUGCCUUCAGAAUAUGCAUCACAGCUGCCUGCUGAAGGUGGUGCAUUUUAUGCAGCGGAGACAAUUGAAAAUGCCAGACCUCAUUACUACAACUCCUGGGCACUGAUACUUUAUGCUACAGCAUUAUGGCUCACUAGCACAGGUUUCAUUGUUGUUGAUCCAGAUGAAGGAGUUACUAAUCUCUCUAGACCUGUCACCCCAACUACAAUGUGUCAAGAUUCUUCUACUAGGCCCUUGGUGAAAUCUCCUGAGGAUGUGAAUACUGACAGAUUUCAUCUUAUCUUGGGAAUUAGUGUGGAAUUUCUCUGCUCUCCUCGAUCGGAUGCAGCAAUGGAGAACAUUAUUGCCUGCUUACGUGCCCUACAGGCGCUUUUUGAUGUUCCAUGGCCAAGGUCUAAAAUAGGUGGUGAUCAGGAGUUGAGUGUAGAGCUGCUGAAUGUUUUACAUCGACUGAUACUGACCAGAGAAUCACCUGAUAUUCAGCUUGCUGCCCUUGAAGUGGUUCGGCUGAUUCUUUUUGCAGCUCAGGAACAUGUGAAGGAAAAGCGGAGAAGUGCAGAAGUUGAUGAUGGUGCUGCAGAAAAGGAAACAUUACCAGAAUUUGGAGAAGGCAAAGAUACAGGAGGACUGGUGCCUGGGAAAUCAUUAGUCUUUGCAACACUGGAGUUGUGUGUUUGUAUUCUUGUCAGACAGCUUCCCCAGCUCAACCCUAAAUUAACUUACAGCCCUGCAGUUCAAUCUGGGAAACAUCUGUUACUGUCAGAAGAUGGAAGUAGACUGGUAGCAGCAGCAUUAGUUAUUCUCUCUGAUGUUCCUACAAUCUGCUCUCCUGAAGGAAGUGUUUCAGUUCUUCCUACUAUCUUGUACCUAAUUAUUGGAGUACUGAACGAAACUGCUGUGAAAACGCAAGAUGGCCAGUUACCUUUGACAGUUGCUGCCUCCCUCCAAGCUCUUAAAGGACUCUUGUCUUCUCCGAUGGCGCGAGCAGAGAAGAGUCGGACUGCUUGGACUGAUCUUCUACGUAGUGCUUUGGUCACAGUGCUUGACUGUUGGGAUCAAGUAGAUGGGCUUCUACAAGAACUUGAUGAAGUUAGCCUGCUUACUGCUAUUACUGUAUUCGUUAUGUCUACCAGUCCAGAAGUUACCACCAUAGAGUGCCUUCAAAAGCGUUGUAUUGAGAAGUUUAAAAUAACACUUGACUCAAAAGAUCCUCUUGUACAGUGUAAGUGCUACCAGCUGCUGCACUCCGUCUUUCAGCAUCCAAACAAAACUGUGUCGUAUCCUUAUAUUCAUUCUUUAGCACCAUCCAUUGUGGGAAAACUGCAGGAAACAGAAAAAGCAAAACCUGAAAAUGCAGCAGAACUUCAAGUUGUUCAGGAGGGAAUAAAGGUGGUUACAGCUCUUACAGCCACCGCUGAGGAAGAGCACCGUGCUCAUUUGGUGGCCUGCCUUCUUCCCAUCCUUAUUUCCUUUCUUUUGGAUGAAAAUGCCCUGGUUUCUGCUACAAACUCGGCAAAAAAUCUACAUGAGUUUGCUUUGCAAAAUCUGAUGCAGAUUGGUCCACAAUACUCAUCAGUUUUUAAAAAACUAAUGGCUUGCUCUCCAACUAUGAAAGCCAGGCUUGAGUCCGCUGUAAAAGGCAAUCAAGAAAGCAUGAAAGGGAAGACUGCUAAACAUGCAAAGAACCCUGGGAGAAGUUCAAGCAUUCAGCUAAAGACCAAUUUUCUUUGAAGUCUCGCGUUGUCAUUUUAUGCACUUUGAUACCAACAUCAAAAAAUGUCCCUUUUAAUUUCUAAUCUGAGUGGGAUCGCUAUGAGUUGAUCUCAUAUGUUUCAGUUUGCACCGAAGUAUUACAGAAAACUUUUGAGAAAGCAGUUCUCUAGAUAACUUCCUGCUAGUGUAAGACUUCUUAAACAUCUCUAAACACUAUGAAUAAAUCUAUAACAGGUCAUCUAAUAUGUAUUUUGGAUUAUUUUGGACUAAAAUA